Molecule: messenger RNA, 3614 nt
Organism: Fusarium verticillioides 7600
Lineage: Eukaryota; Fungi; Ascomycota; Sordariomycetes; Hypocreales; Nectriaceae
Exons: 5
Coding region: 557-3436 (959 amino acids)
Biological process (GO): positive regulation of transcription from RNA polymerase II promoter by galactose; DNA-templated transcription
Cellular component (GO): nucleus
Molecular function (GO): zinc ion binding; DNA-binding transcription factor activity, RNA polymerase II-specific; RNA polymerase II cis-regulatory region sequence-specific DNA binding
Source: RefSeq, a predicted model, not a curated record
GCCACGACGAAAGAAGAAUCGCCAAUAAAAGAGAGAUCGAAGAGCUGUUAUCGAGAACCGUACUCAACAUCUUCUGGCUGUCCCGGGAGAUUCGACAAUUGUUCGCAGUCAUUAUCAUAUUGGGUUGUUAUUGCGGCCGCCACCUUUCAGCUGUAUGGAUCCCGAGACGAUAUCAACGCCGAUAUUCUCACAACAGACACUCAAUCGUCACUGAGGAAUCUGCAACGACAGGCAAGCAAAAGAGCACAGGACUCUUAGAUCUAGAGCAUCGGCCUCAUUGGAAUUGUUGCCCAAUCGAAAUUACCCAGUGGACGGGACGCAAUUUGAUUAGGUUUCGGCUCCGACACUCUGGGUCAGUCCAUGCGGAUCCGACAGUUCUAGGAGGGACGCUUCUGGUUGGGUCCGGUUAGAAUUCCCUUUCCCGGCAUUGCUCUUUCUUGGCGUUGCGCGCACGGGAGAGCGUAGGCAACGGUUCAGUUUUUCAGGUGAUUACUGAAGAAAAGCAAGGCUGGAGGGCUAUUAUCACGUCUUCGGUGUGGGGAAUGCCGAAGGGGAGAUGGAGAUGGGGAUGGAGAUGGAGAUGGAUGGAGGUGUUAUUCAGCGGCAACAAGCGACUGAAGCCGAUGAUUUCCACGGGGGCAGGACCGUGCAUUCCGCUCCUAUCACUUCAGAAUAUCUGGGUCACGUGGGUAUGCCUCUAGGCCACAAUCACCAUGCUCACUCUCAUCCUGGGCCUGGCAACCAGAGCAUACCCGGCACCUGGCGUUGGCGUAGGCGCAGUUCUCAGCGCCCGGGCCCCGUUACUCAUACUGGUACUGAUACCGGUACCGACCUAGUGGCCCCCGACCAUGAUCCAACUGGAAGUCCAGUGAUAAUACCUUUUACGCAUGCACAAUUCGCGUCACCCCUAGCAGUUCGCGCUCACAAUCACCCUCAUCAUCACAUUCACCCUCAAUCGCAGCCAAACUCACCCUACACUCACCCUCACGCUCUUCAUCACCAUCAGAUAUUACCCUCUCAUCAAUCGCUCUCUCACUCUCACCUCUCCGACGACUCCGCCACUGUCGAUGGCCAUUUCGGCACAAUGGAGCAGAUCGAGACACAAGCAAGCGACCUUCGGUUCCUUGCUCAAGUUCCUGUAUUGAAUCCAACCUCGAGCCCGUCUCUCGGCCCCGGCUCCGGCGCCGGACGAGGCGGGACUCCAGCCCGUACCCCCGGGAGCGCCGUAGGAGCCUCUACGGGUGCUCCCAUUGCUUACGAUAAUCAUGCCAGUCCAAGUUCCGCCUCUGUCGGCGACAAUUCCGCUCAAGGUGCAAGCGCGUCCAAUGCCAAUAAGAGGAAGUCGACAGACGAUGGUCAAGGCAACGGAGCAAAGCAAACAAGAAGUAAAAGAAACAGAUACAUAUCAAUAGCUUGCAAUGAAUGCAAGAGACGAAAAAUAAAAUGUAAUGGCGAAACUCCCUGCCAACGAUGCGGCAACCUCAACUUGGCCUGUCUAUAUGCCCCGAACUGCUGCUCCGGCAACUUUAAGGAAUCCGACGAGUUCAAGCAGGUCACCUCACAACUAGGCCGCCUUCAAGAAGAAGUCGGCUGGCUACACCAAACCGUUAAGGCCCUUCAAUCCGAACCUGCCCGAUAUUCCUCACUUGGUGACCGGACAAUGACCCACGGCCACGGGACGCCGGCAGUCGCCCCUUCACCUUCUCAUAGUUCUACUUCACUUAACCGUCAGGAUAGUUCGAAAUAUGGUUCUUUCAGGGGCCCAACAAGUAUGGCCUUCAGUCUCGACGUUGCCAAUAAUACGAUCAACAACAUGGGCUACAAAGGCAUAUCAGACGAGGAAAAUUCACACCUGAACGAUGGGAUGGGCCCUAUGUCGACACGGCCAAGAGAUCCCCUCCACGAAUUCGACAAGGACGAAAUGAUUCGCCUGUGUCGUCUGCAUGAGGAAGAGAUCGGUAUCAUGUACCCAGUGCUCAACAUUCAAACCGUGAUAUCCCAUGCCAAAAACAUGGCCACAUUUCUUGAAACCCUACGACAACAAAGCCCCAGAGAACUUGUCAACGAUGACAAGACUCUACAGCUCAAGAUCAUCAUGUGCUGUGCUCUAGUGGUAGAAGAGCAUGGGCAUAGUGAUAAAGCCAUUCGCCUGUUUGAGAGCAUGGAAACGGUGCUCAACCGGAAACUCAUGGCUGAGGCUGCAGAUGUUGCAACCCUACCAAUCCUGGCUCUUGUUGCCGGGUAUAGAUUUCUGUCCAACGACGAAGUUUUGGCUUGGCGAGUCAUGGGUCACGUCGCACGAUUAUGUCUAGAGCUUGGCAUUCAUCAAAGAACAGGCCUGAUGAGGAUUCAGGAUGAAGAAGAACGUAAGAAUGCUCUCGUCAGCUUCUGGUCGGCAUAUGUGCUGGAUAGGCGAUGGGCUUUCGCAACUGGGCUACCUUUCGUCGUUCAAGAUGAAGAAAUCGAUUCAGAGCUGCCAUUUCCAGAGGAAUACCCUUAUCUUGUGGCCAUGAUCACCUAUUCUCGGAUAGGUGCAAAAGUGUGGCGACAAGUAGCUCAUUUUGGACCGGUUCUAGCACGCGAUUUACGCUCAGGGGAACUGGAGAAUGUCGACCAGGAGUUGUUGCAGUGGUAUGAACAGAUUCCCGAAGAGGUCAAGGUUCGUAACUGGGAUAAGGAGAAGCAUAUAACGUCGACUCCGUCCUAUAAUUUGCAACGCCUACGAAUCUGGACAUAUUUACGCCUGAAUCAAAUGCGGAUCUGGCUUUACACCCCUGUUUUGCAUAGCGCCACAAGCAUCAUGGCGCAUCCCACGCAGUCAGAACGUGUAGUUGACAUCGCCAAAGACACUAUCCGAUACCUUAGCCACUUGAAUAACACAACCAACUUAUACAGACGUGUGCAGGUUUUCUACCACCAAUUCCUCACAUCUGCGAUUGCGGUCGUCUUCCUCGCGUCCGUUCACGCCCCGGUCCGCUUCAGCGCUUCCUGCCGUGAGGAGUUUUAUAUGGCCCUCGAGCUGGUAAAGGAUUUAUCUGCCAAGAGCUGGGCAUCCCAGCGACUUUGGCGCACAAUUCGAUCACUCAAAGACGUGGCACCGCGAUUUGGACUCAAUGCUGAGGACGACCCCCAGUCAACAGCAGCAUUGGGGAUGAUAGGGCUUGCUCGAGGCCAUAUGGAACAACAGCCGUUCCGCAAGCCAUCUAUUCCUGGUCAGCAAUCACAAGCUGCAACCCCAGACUCGAUGGCACAGAACGGAUCACGAAUUCAAGCCGAGAUGUCACGAAUGUUCGAGGGCUAUGUAGGGUUGAAUGGAUUCCAAUACAACGAUAAUGAGGGACAACAAGGGUCGAAUGCUGAGGUUUCUGAAGCGUCCAAUGGCGGCAUGUUUGGAGUUGAUGGUACUGUCUUUCCUCAGUUCAAGGAGAUGUACUAGCCAACCAUGCUUAGCCAGGUAUUUUGUAUAUUGCUAGUCUUUAGAUAUGAUAUCCCCUCCUGUACACUGACUUCCAGAUAGUCUUGGAUAUAUCUGACGGCGUAAUAUGGCGCUCAAAAUGGAGAUACGAAUGGAGUUAGUAAUAUACUAUUUGAUGAUGAAGAUUGGAUGUUCUGUG